AGAGGAGGAAAACAAGAAAAAAAAAAACAAUGGACUGCAGACAUAGUACAGGAGAUAACCAGAGACUACGGACCUAGUACAGGAGAUGACCAGAGACUGCAGACAGUACAGGAGAUGACCAGAGACUGCAGACAUAGUACAGGAGAUGACCAGAGACUGUGGACAUAGUACAGGAGAUGACCAGAGACUGCGGACACAGUACAGGAGAUGACCAGAGACUGUGGACACAGUACAGGGAUGACCAGAGACUGCGGACAUACUACAGGAGAUGACCAGAGACUGCUGACAUACUACAAGAGAUGACCAGAGACUGCGGACAUAAUACAGAAGAUGACCAGAGACUGCGGACACAGGACAGGACAUGACCAGAG
Messenger RNA from Staurois parvus, 371 nucleotides. Lineage: Eukaryota; Metazoa; Chordata; Amphibia; Anura; Ranidae. The record is from the annotation of a GenBank genome assembly.